AAUCAUGCCACAAUUACGGUUUAGCAUUGAUGUGCCAAUUGAAACGAAUGAACAGCAACCACCAUCCAGUCCUCCAGACAUCGGAUCGAAUGGGUCGGCCGCAAGUAGUGCCGUCGUACCGACGACACUUAUUGAAAUGUCAUUGAGCGCCCAAAAUCUAAUUAACGCUGAUGUUUUAUCCAAAUCCGACCCAUACUGUGUCAUUCAAAUGAUGAAUGUCGCGUGGCAGGAUAAAUACUGUGAAAUUGGCCGCACCGAAAAAAUCAAAGAUAAUUUAAAUCCUGAAUGGGUAAAAAAAUUCCUAAUCAACUAUAAUUUCGAAACGGUACAGAAGAUGCGCUUCGAAGUAUGGGAUCACGAUUCAAACGGAAACGAUUUUCUCGGUGAAUACGAAACAACGCUGGCGGACAUCGUGUCUAAUUCGGGAUCACAUCAAUUUCGAGGUAAAUUGAUACACAAAAGUGUACGUAAUGCGGGCACUCUCAUUAUCGUAACGGAAGAAGUAACUUCUUGUAAGCAAAACAUUCAACUACAAUUUCAAGCGAAGCAUCUCGAUAAACUGUGCUGGUUCGUACGAAAUGAUCCGUUUUUAGUGUUGUAUCGGUCGAAUGAAGACGGAUCAUCGUCACUAGUUGCACGUACUGAGGUCGCGCAUUCCACACAAAAUCCCAAGUGGGAAAAAAUAGCAACAAAGGCGCGCACUUUAUGUAACGGUGAUUACGAGCGUUCAAUCAAAAUUGAAUGCUAUGACAAUCGGUCAAACGGUGAUCACAAGCUAAUUGGCACGUGUCACACAUGCUUGAAUAUAUUAUCAAAGGGCCCGGGCGAGAACAACAGCUAUGCACUGCGCAAUCCGAAAAAGCAACACAAAAAAGAACAUUCCGGCUUUCUUGAACUGAUCAGCAUUAGCAUUUCGGAGGAGGUUUCAUUUUUGGAUUUUAUUCGAAGCGGAACUCAAGUACAUUUUGCCGUUGCCAUUGAUUUUACGGCAUCAAACAAACCACCCACAGAUCCACAAUCGUUGCACCAUCUAAAUCCACAGCGGCCAAACAGCUAUGAAAUCGCAUUGAACAGUGUUGGCGAGAUCAUACAGCAUUAUGACACAAGUCGAAUGUAUCCGGCAUUCGGUUUUGGUGCAAAAUUGCCACCAAGCAAUGAAGUUUCACAUCAAUUUCCAUUGAAUGGCAAUCCAGAUCACCCGUAUUGUUCAUCGAUUGAGGAAAUUCUACACCACUAUCGAAACACUUUGUCACAAGUGCAAUUGUUUGGACCAACAAACUUCUCUCCGGUGAUAAAUAACACCAUUUCCAUAGCCAAGCAAUACCAGGAUGGAAAGCAUUACUUCGUCUUGCUCAUCAUAACGGAUGGAAUUAUUUCUGAUAUAAAGCAUACGAUAAAUGCAGUUAUCGAUGCUUCAAAGUUGCCAAUUUCAAUUAUAAUCGUUGGUGUGGGAGAUGCCGACUUUGGUGCUAUGGAUGAUUUAGAUGCAGAUGACUGUCGCCUAUCGAUUAAUGGGCGCACAGCCGAACGUGACAUUGUACAAUUUGUGCCAUUAAAUCAAUUUCUAACCGGUCAACAUGUACGAUCUCAAGCUGAUUUGGCGAAAGCCGUUCUGAACGAAAUACCAGACCAAAUGACGGGAUACUUCAAAGCAAAGGGCUACAAACCAUCAAAUCCAUCAGAUAAUUCAAGUGUACAAACAUGAAGUGAUUUUACACACAUACAACACCCUCAAACCCAAAACAAACAUAACAGUUCACAAUUAUUAAGCGUUAUUAGGUCGAUCAAAUCGUCGAGAUGAUGAGAAAUUUAAUCGAUGUGCAUUUAAUGGCCUUUAAUUGUUUCAUAUACCAAAUACAAAGUCUAUAUAAAUUAAUAUACAUAUUUUUAAUCGAUUCAGAGAGACAAAAAGGAAUUUAGAUAAAACAAAAAUAAAAAGAAACUUUACAAUGUAGAAUUAGAAUUUUAAUGAAUACAAAUUAAUUGAACAUCUCGUCUCGAUUCGUUCGGGAAUUUUAUUUGUUAUGCAUGCGAAUAUCUUUCAAAAACACAGACUACUACUACAUUUAUAUAAAAUGAUAUAACUCGAUUUUUGGAUCACGUCGUUUUAUUCUCUCUUUUUUUUCCUUCUGUUGCUUUGUUACAAAUUUAUACUUGUAUUUUUUGGAAUAAAUAUUUACUACAUGCCAAAACCAAGAAGAAAAAAAAUCGCCCAAAUUGUUUAUUUUCCACCGCAUCACCAUUUAAUGUUCAAUGCUGUGUUCAUCUUUUCGACGGCAUGAUAGGUUGUGUGUAGCAGCGUUUCGGCUUUGUCGCUGUCGACACCGUCGAGAAACUGGUUGUAAAUUUGAUCUGUGUCGGUGUUUUGUACAUUGGAUUGCGGUAAUUUUUCAUAAAAUUCCAUAAGUUGAGCUGUCAUCUCGCGAACACUAUCACCGCUUCCGGGUCGAAUUUGAGCGCCGCCAUUCAAACAGCCCGAAGGACAUGCCAUCACUUCGACGUAAUGAUAAGUUGAUUUGCCACGUUUAAGUUUUUGUACGAGAUUUUGAAUGUUUCGAAAGCCAUUUGCAAUGGCAAAACUCAGUACAGUCUUUCCAUCGCGUUCAAGCGAUACUUCUCUGAAGUCUGGGUUUCGUAAGGCUUUGAAUUCCACUUUGUCAAUGGUCUCGUUAAACAAUUCUUUGGCAGCGUAUUUGAAAAUGUGCUCAGCAUACCCACCCGAGCCAGACGAUUCAUAUCCAUAGAUUGAAUGUGUUGGUGGUGCGGUGGCCAAUUUCCAUGGCCAAUCCAUGUUCACGGUAUUCUCAUCGAGCAACGAUACAUUCUCACCCGUCAACAUUUGCUCAAUCUCAAUCGAUGUGAUGACACAGUCAACGUCUCGUGAAUUGAUUGCCUCGUUAAAGAAAUCCUCACGUGAUGCUUCGAGUUUUUUGUCAUAGCACGGCAUUACAGUCACAUGAUAAAUGCGCUCCGCACCGACAUUCAACUGUUGCGACAAAUAUUGCUUCACCAACACACCCAUAAUUUGUUGCGGUGAUCGUGUUGUUGAGAUAUAAGGUAAGAUGAAAUUGCCGUGCGUUUUUUCCGCAUAGCAUACCCAGCCAGGGCAUGUGGAGCUUAGCAUUGGCAUUAAAUUCUGUGUUGAUUUGGCUGCAUCAUUGUUCAGUACAACUGAUUUAUAACGCUCCAUAAAUUCAUUUCGACUUUCGAUCAACGAUAAAUCAUCGGCAAUUUUGGUAUUCAGCACUAAAUCGGCACCCAGCCGUUUGAAAUAGCCCGUCAGACGCUGGGCAAUUUCUUCAAAGUCGGUCGAACCGUAUUUAUAGGCCAAUGAUAAAAUCGAUUGUUGUGACACGGUGAACACAACUGUUUUGACUUGUGCAUCGUUGCCAGCCGCUUUGUUCUCGUCAUUCUCUUUCAGCACUUUCAACACUUCUUCUUGACUUUGCUGCGUAAUUAAAACGCCUUCGGCCGAUGUAAUGCAACCCGAGCACGCCAAACAAUCGCCCAAUGUAAUUUCGACCUUUUGCAAUUUUGGCGGACGACUCAAGUCAAUAUCAACACCAUCCUCACUGAUUGUAAUUUUUGAGCCUGUUUUUGUUUUGCCUUUCCUAAUUUCAACGGGUUUGAUGCAUUCUUGCGACGGUGUGAUGAAAUCAUCUAAAUUCGUGAGUUGUAGCGCUCCACUAAAUCGUGACAUUUUUUAUUCGCUCUCUUUCGAUCGCUCGCUCGCUCGUUUGUUUCGAAAAUUUUACCGAUUACAGUCUAAACAGCUUACAAUACGGCACGACCUUUUUGGACUGUUUUAUGCGUAUGUUCGUUGUGCGUUAUUAUGUGCGAUUGAACAGAGACCACCUCAGAAGAACCCGAUGAACUUGAACUGUCAAAAAAUAAAUCAGCAAACAAAUAAAUUAGAUAUUGCACACACACACACACAAUCGAUACAAGCGAAUUUCAAUGGGUAAUUCAUACCAAUUAGAUUAAAAAUCAUGUACUUGAAGUCUAACAAGACGGAAUAAAUGUCGAUUUUGACGCGAUAAAAUCAGGGAAAAAUAAAAUACACAGCGCAAAAAUAUUAAUUCGUUCACACGUUUUCACGUUGCAAUGGGCUGUUGCUGCUGCUUAACGCCGAACAAAAAAAAAUUGAUUUCACAAUAAAAACACACGCAUAUGACUUGAACGGAUUUUGACAGC
Molecule: messenger RNA, 4194 nt
Organism: Sitodiplosis mosellana (orange wheat blossom midge)
Lineage: Eukaryota; Metazoa; Arthropoda; Insecta; Diptera; Cecidomyiidae
Product: copine-8-like
Exons: 2
Coding region: 5-1705 (566 amino acids)
Biological process (GO): cellular response to calcium ion
Cellular component (GO): plasma membrane
Molecular function (GO): calcium-dependent phospholipid binding
Source: RefSeq, a predicted model, not a curated record